AUGUCCUACGAAAUGCACCACAUCGGCGCGCGCGUUAAUCCAAUGCAGCCUUCAACCACGACCAAUCCAAUCAAGCCGAAGAAGAAUAUGAUCGACUGCGCGGCCUCGCUCACCAAGAAGCAAACAAACGAAACCAUUGUUUUGAGCGUGUAUAUCCCUCCUCCUCUUCUCACCCACUUGCCUCUCCUCUUCCCUCCAAAACUAACCGCAUGUGAAAUCGUGGUCACGCAGUCACAACAAGCCUACACCAAUGGCGACGGCGCACUCGCUAAACAACUCUCCGAAGAAGGCAAAGAACAUGGUCGCAAAAUGCAGGAGUAUAAUCGCCAAGCCUCUGAAUUCAUUUUCCGCGAGAACAAUGCCGCUGGCCGGGUUGCCGAUGACACCAUUGAUCUGCAUGGCCAGUACGUCGAGGAGGCGGAGGAUAUACUCGAGGAGCGCAUCAAGUAUGCGCGCCAGCACGGGCAGACGCAUUUGCACGUCAUCGUCGGCAAAGGAAAUCACUCAGCCAACCACGUCCAGAAAAUCAAACCGCGCGUCGAGCAGGUCUGUCGUGAGCUCGGGCUGCAAUACGCCACGGAAGAAAAUGCAGGCCGCAUCUAUGUCAAUCUGACCGGUGGUCCGGCCGAUACGAUUCCUCCUGGUCAUGAGUAUCAGCAACAACCUUACUAUGGCGGUGGUGGAUAUCCUGGCCAACAGCCGCAGCAACAGCCGCAUCAAUACAACCAGUACAGUCAGGCGCAGCAGGGUCAAGCCGGGAAACAGGAUGAUGUUGAAGCCAUUGUUGAAAAGGUGCUUCCCACCGUCCUGCGCAAGCUUGGUGGUUGCUGUAUCGUUAUGUGA
Talaromyces atroroseus is the source of this 843-nucleotide messenger RNA. RefSeq lists its product as hypothetical. NCBI's taxonomy places the organism in Eukaryota, Fungi, Ascomycota, Eurotiomycetes, Eurotiales, Trichocomaceae. The record is from RefSeq and is a predicted model, not a curated record. The transcript is spliced from 3 exons. Bases 1 to 843 code for a protein of 280 amino acids.